UGAGCAACAGUCCGUGCCCGGAAACCAAGGCCGAGGCAACCCCGGCCGGGUCGGUUCGCGCCCAGCCCGGUCGGUUCGCGCCCAGCCCAGCUCAGGUGACCAGGCGGGAACUUGGCACACCUGGCGCAGUCCCCUGACCCCGCCCCAGGCCGGGCCGCACCCCGGAACGCUCUCUCCGGGCGCCAGCGGCGGCGGUACAGGGCCAUGGCGGCUGCGGCAGCGGUGUGCGCCUCGCAGGGGCCCCCGCCGAGUGCACCGUCCGCGCCAGCAGCUGCGCCCGCACCCGCGACCGGCCUGGGCCGCUGCCGGAUGGCGCUGCUGUUGGCCGUGGCGCUGGACGUGGCGGGCAUGGCGGCGCUGCUGACCGGCGUGUUCGCGCAGCUGCAGGUGCGCGGCCGCGACUUCGGGGACCUGCUUAUCUACUCGGGCGCGCUGCUGGUGUUCCUGAGCCUGCUGGGCUGGAUCCUCUGGUACACGGGCAACAUCGAGAUCUCGCGCCAGGAGCUGGAGCGCGACUACGGCCUGCGGCCCUCGGCGCUCGCCCGCCUGGCGCGCAAGCUCUCCCGCCGCUGGUCGGCGCCCGCCGCCGCCGGCUCGCGCCCCACGCCCGGCUCCCGGAGAGCGCGCCGAGCCACCCGGGCGCCCCCGCCGCCCGCCGCCGGCUCCCGCCGCGUGCGCCUGCAGCUCGCCACGCUCGAGGCCGGGCCCGGGGCGGCGGGCGGGGGCAGCGAAUGAGGCCCAGUCUACAGAUGGCCAGUUGGUCCCUGUUCCUGCUCUUCUCUAUAUGAGGAGUGCCCUUGGCUGUCUCCACUCCACCUAGAAAACUUCUCACAUGUUUAAGAUCCAACUCAAUUUCUCUGGCUUUCUCUGGAUCUUCAUAUUGUCUGAGUGACUCCUCUUGCUGCGUGUAUGGCCGUCUGCUGGGUCUGUGUUGGUACAGUCUCUCCCACCUGACGGGGAGUGCCUUGAGGGUAAGACCUAGAUUCCUGGUGCCCUUGUUCCUAGCAUUGCCCAGCAAAAAGGGUGAAAUCAGGAAAGGUUGGUGGUUGGGUAGGAAGGUGGAAGGAUGGAUGGAUAAAUGGACGGAAGAAUUGAUGGCUGGAUGGGUGGAU
This is a messenger RNA of Sapajus apella (tufted capuchin), 1112 nucleotides long. RefSeq names its product transmembrane protein 238 (gene TMEM238). The coding region runs from base 205 to 735 and encodes 176 amino acids. The record is from RefSeq and is a predicted model, not a curated record. Lineage: Eukaryota; Metazoa; Chordata; Mammalia; Primates; Cebidae. The transcript has 2 exons.